This is a messenger RNA of Staurois parvus, 366 nucleotides long. NCBI's taxonomy places the organism in Eukaryota, Metazoa, Chordata, Amphibia, Anura, Ranidae. The record is from the annotation of a GenBank genome assembly.
AUGACCUUUAAGAAGGAACGGUAUCCCAGCCAGUCACAGCAAAUGAAAACAGAGAGUUUUGUGAUUACGGUGAAAAAUGUAUCAAUGACUCCCUCAGAUGGACACAAUGUUAUCUGCCGAGUGGACUCUAUGGGCAGGAGAAGACAGAAUGGAACCGUCCUCAUUGUCAGCAGACCACCUAACGAGGCACAGAAUUUUUCCUGUGAAACAAAUGACUUACAAAGGUUACACUGCACCUGGAAGUCCGGGCCUCUUUAUAAUUUCUAUGGUCAUCUGGCUGUAAAAUACAUAUUGCAUGAAAGGUUAUCUGGAAGGUCGGCUUCUUGCUCCAGAGAGAAUUGUACUUGGCCCAUUGUAAGGAACCAG